Messenger RNA from Suillus clintonianus, 937 nucleotides. RefSeq lists its product as uncharacterized. The record is from RefSeq and is a predicted model, not a curated record. NCBI's taxonomy places the organism in Eukaryota, Fungi, Basidiomycota, Agaricomycetes, Boletales, Suillaceae. Bases 199 to 702 code for a protein of 167 amino acids. The transcript has 6 exons.
AAUAAACAAUUUUUUUUCUAAGUGACUUCUCCGCAGAGAGGUGAUCAUUUUUUUCAGUGACAUUUAUGUUGGACUUACCUUGCGUCCUCAUAGCUGUCGCAAUUGCGUUCUCGAGUGGUAAACAUUGAAAAUCCCCAACCUCGGUACCAGAUCACUAGUCAUGCUCUCCCACCUCAACCUAUUGUCUUGCCUCGCGCAAUGGAUGCUGGUUCCCACAUGCGAACUGGACACCCUAUUGUCGUCUCGUUGGUCAUUUUCUUCAGUAUCAUCGAGCUCUCAAUCUCGGCCUGGCUCACGUCGCGUUUUACUGCCCAACAUAACUACUUCAGUCUGGCUGAACGAGACCGCACUCGUUUUCUAUUGUUCACUUCAACAUGGACGAUUGUAUUGUGCAGUCUCCACAUGUUUAUCUUCAUGUAUCUUCCAGGUAGUGUCUUGGGUAGUAUGGCUGCUCAUAUCUUCUUUCUGUUUCUAACAUGGGCCUUCUGGACGGCGGGUGCUACAAGUAUAACUGCAGCUCUCAGCGGAGAGCUGAAUCGCAAUACCCAGAGCGUUUUCGCGUAUCCCGUUCAACUUAACGCGCUAGAAGGCUUUGCUUGGGUCAAUGAGGCUCUUGUAACUUUCGCAUUAAUUCUUGUGAUCAUCCGCGGCAUUCACGCAGCACGUCGAGGCGAUGGAAUGCGCGGGCCACUGAUUGCUUGACCGGGCCGUUGUCCCCCUCUCCAUAUUACUCCAUCUACGUCAUGCGUUGUCAUUAUGGCCAUGAUCUUGCAAUUAUAAUGACAACGCAUGACUGAUAUGUGUAGCUGAUAUCCAGCACCCCGAUUCAUCCCUCUCAUGAUCUAAUAACCUACCUGAUUCCCAGUUUAUCUUUCCCAAUCAAUGUCUUUGGUGUUUUAUAUGUACAACCAAUAUAAGUCAUAUUUUGAUAGCAAUA